CUCUCCUCUCUGCUUCUGGUUCUGUUUGUCCAUUAUUUUGGCAGUCUCUUCAAAAAAAGUGUACUAAAGCAGGCAUGGCCCAUUGUCAGGGCUCUACUUUACACUACACCACCACAACCCGCACCGUCAUUUUCCCAGAAUAAACUCCUAUCACUCCAACCCCAUACCCAUUACACCUUCACCCCCAGCCCCUCCCCCCAUUUCUCUCUCUCAUGAUUUGACCCACAGAGGCUCCAAUGAAUGGUGGACACUAGGCAGCGCAAGUGGAGAUGGGUUCGAGCUCUUCUCCCUCUGAUUCACUCAACGGCCUGAAAUUCGGCCAGAAAAUCUACUUUGAGGAUGGGGGUUUCGGAGCUCCGGCCAAAUCCGGCGGUGGGUCGUCGUCGUCUUCGGCCGGCGGCGGCGCCGGCGGCGCCGGGAAGCCGUCGCCGCCGAAGAAGGGGAGGAGUGGGGUUGUUCAGGCUAGGUGUCAGGUGGAAGGGUGUAAAGUAGAUCUGAGUGAUGCCAAAGCUUAUUAUUCUAGGCACAAAGUGUGUGGUAUGCAUUCAAAGUCACCUGUGGUCACUGUUGCUGGUCUUGAGCAGAGGUUUUGCCAGCAGUGCAGCAGGUUUCAUCAACUUCCUGAAUUCGACCAAGUGAAACGAAGUUGCCGUAGACGCCUGGCAGGCCAUAAUGAGCGUAGGAGGAAGCCGCCACCUGGAUCUCUAAUAUCAUCUCAAUAUGGACGGCUUCCUUCAUCUGUCUUCGAAACCAGCAAAGGUGGAGGCUUUGUGAUGGACUUCUCAACCUUCCCAAGGUUCACCGGGCGCGACUCAUGGCCAACCACAAGAGCAUCAUCAGACCAGGUUUCCAGCAGUCAAUCGACUCACACAGGAAAGUUCUUUCCGAACCCGUGGCCUAAUCAACCAGAAAAUGCACCUCCGUCCAACCUCUUUCUGCAAGGUUCAACAAGUGGGACCCACUACUCUAGCCCCACUAUUCCUUCGGGAGAAUGUUUUGCCGGAGCUUCUGACUCCGGCUGUGCUCUCUCUCUUCUGUCAAAUCAACCCUGGGGCCCACGAGCCCGAUCCACAGGUCUUGGGGUUAAUCCCUUCCCCCUAAAUGCUGCCAGUGAUGCACCCAUGGUUCAGUCAGCUUCUACUCAUGGUUCAGCCGUCAACCACUUUUCUAGCACCCCAUGGGGCUUCAAGGGAAAUGAUGUUGGUUCCGGUUCACAGCACAUGGCUCCUGAUCUGGGUCUGAGUCACAUUUCGCAACCUGGUAACAAUCCUUACUCCGGCGAGUUCGAGUCCCCUCAGCAGAGUGGAAGGCAAUAUGCCAUGGAACUUGAGCAUUCACGCGGGGCUUAUGGCUCUUCCACUCAGCACAUGCACUGGUCACUUUAAGUUUCAGAUUCGCUUUCAUUUCUUAAAACCAAUUAUCGGACAAUGGUUGUUUGUGUGUGUUUGUUUGUUGCGUAAACCCUUGGAUCACUUUGAAUUCGUGUUUUAUGCUUUCGAAACCUGAAACUUAUUUGCUGCUCGUUUGUGUUAUUUGUUGGGUGGAUGACUCUGAAUUUGUUUCCUGCUAUUUGUGUGAAACCGAAAGUUGAUUUGCUGCU
This is a messenger RNA of Rhododendron vialii, 1600 nucleotides long. RefSeq names its product squamosa promoter-binding-like protein 9. Gene Ontology annotation, cellular component: nucleus. The transcript is spliced from 3 exons. The record is from RefSeq and is a predicted model, not a curated record. Bases 270 to 1385 code for a protein of 371 amino acids. Gene Ontology annotation, molecular function: DNA binding. NCBI's taxonomy places the organism in Eukaryota, Viridiplantae, Streptophyta, Magnoliopsida, Ericales, Ericaceae.